This is a messenger RNA of Thamnophis sirtalis, 2140 nucleotides long. RefSeq names its product ribosomal protein S6 kinase B2 (gene RPS6KB2). Gene Ontology annotation, molecular function: ATP binding; protein serine/threonine kinase activity. The record is from RefSeq and is a predicted model, not a curated record. NCBI's taxonomy places the organism in Eukaryota, Metazoa, Chordata, Lepidosauria, Squamata, Natricidae. Gene Ontology annotation, biological process: signal transduction; protein phosphorylation.
CUUGGGGAGCCCCCGAUAUGGCCGGCGUCUUCGACAUCGACCUGGAAACGGAGGAAGGGAGCGACGGGGAGGAGCCUGAACUGGGGGCCUUGGAAGUGGACCCCGAUUUUCGUAGCAGUAGCUCAGAUUUUGUGCCAGGUUAUUAUGAGGAAAUUGAAAUAUCUGAAAGCAGCGUCAACAAUGGCCCAGAACGCAUUGGGCCCCACUGCUUUGAGCUACUACGUGUUUUGGGAAAGGGUGGUUAUGGCAAGGUGUUUCAAGUGCGGAAAGUACAAGGCACACAUUCUGGGAAAAUCUUUGCCAUGAAAGUGUUAAAGAAAGCCAAGAUUGCCUGUAAUGCCAAGGACACAGCACACACAAAGGCUGAGAGAAAUAUUCUGGAGGCCAUCAAACACCCAUUCAUAGUAGACCUCAUCUAUGCUUUCCAGACUGGUGGCAAGCUCUACCUCAUCCUGGAAUGUCUCAGUGGAGGGGAACUCUUCAUGCAGCUGGAACGGGAAGGCAUCUUCCUGGAGGACACAGCCUGUUUCUAUCUGAGUGAGAUCAUCCUGGCUCUUGGCCAUCUCCACUUUAACGGCAUCAUUUACCGGGAUCUUAAGCCAGAGAACAUAAUGCUAAACAGCCAAGGGCACAUUAAACUGACAGACUUCGGGCUUUGCAAGGAAUCCAUCCAUGAUGGUGCUGUCACCCACACCUUUUGUGGCACUAUAGAAUACAUGGCCCCAGAAAUAUUGAUGCGCAGUGGCCACAAUCGGGCUGUUGACUGGUGGAGCCUUGGUACCCUGAUGUAUGACAUGCUCACAGGAUCGCCUCCAUUUACCGCUGAAAACCGCAAAAAGACAAUUGACAAAAUCCUGAAAGGCAAGUUGAUGUUUCCGCCCUACUUGACUUCAGAUGCUCGGGAUCUGCUCAGGAAGUUUCUCAAAAGGAACCCCAAUCAACGAAUCGGGGGUGGGCCAGGUGAUGCUGGAGAUGUGCAGAAACAUCCAUUCUUCCGACAAGUUAACUGGGAUGACUUGUUGGCCAGGACAGUUGACCCACCAUUCCGGCCAUCUUUGCAAUCAGAAGAUGAUGUCAGCCAAUUUGAUACCCGCUUCACUCGCCAGACACCUGUGGAUAGUCCUGACGAUGGCACUCUCAGCGAGAGUGCCAAUCAGGCUUUUUUGGGAUUUACCUACGUAGCUCCAUCUGUGUUGGAAAGUAUCAAGGAAGGGUUUUCCUUCCAGCCCAAGUUGCGAUCUCCACGGCGACUCAACAGCAGCCCCCGCACACCUGUCAGCCCACUGAAGUUCUCACCCUUUGAGCCCUUCAAGCCAAGCACAACAGUAGAGUUAAUGGAGCUGUCAGCAACUCCUCUUGGGCCUGUACUAGAAGUCACGGCUCCACUGCCCAUCAAAACACCUUCAGGCACCAAAAAGAAGAAAGGCCGAGGACGGGCACGAUAACUGGGGCAGCAAGGAAAUCUCCGGAUACGCAUCAUCAGGGCCACCUUUGCUCCCAGCGAGAAAGGGAUAUCUGAUGUUGGUGCUUCCUUGAUUUCAGGACUAACUCAGCCAUGGUGCUUUUAGUUCAAUCUACAGUAAAUCUCAGAGGGAAGAUAAUAAUUAGGGAUGCACUAAAGGAGCUGCAAGGAGCAGAAUUCUGCCUUAUUAUCACCCUAGGAACAUUUGUCUGAGUGCAUCUUGAAAUUUUGCAGAGAGGAUAGUCAGAGGAAAAGCACAUGCUCUGGCUUACAUCGUGGCUGCUCUGGUUGAAAGCUCAGGACCUGCAAAGGAAACAAAGCAACUCUGAGAAAGUGGAAGGAGGGAUCAGGCUGCUUCUUCUGGGUGAAGCUUCUUUAUCUGUCUUCUUUUUCCACCAUGCAUCCAUUUGCCAAAAAUGAUCCCUUCUUCAGUGGUGGUUGUAGCAAGAUAAGGACUGCUGUUGACCGUCUCUGAAAUACUGGUGUCCUUAGCCACAAAUGAAUCUUCGCAGAUGGCACGGUGUCAUGCCUGGCUCAUAUUCAGAAAAAUGAGGGUUGUGCUGCAUAGAAAAGUUGGUUGGUUUUAGGAAUUGCUGCAGAGAGAAAUACUAAGCAAAGAGAGCUAGGGUGUUUUGCUUUGUUUUUGCCAGCCCAAUUACAAAAUCAACUAUUGAGGUA